UGCAUUGCUACACACGUUUAUUGUACUAUAUCGUACACUGAAUUUUAAUGGCUACUAACGAAGAUUUAAUGGACGACUGCCCACGAGAGAGUAAUUCAGCCACAUUCAGCGGCAGACGAGAUUCGAACUCGGAAUUGUUUGAUUCUAUCACCACGUAUUUUGACAAUAAAUUCAAAUCGUUUAAGAGAGAUUUUCGACAGGAAGUACAAGCAGCUUCAACGACGACCUUCAAAAAGUUCAAGGAAAGCACGUGUACGCCAGAUCUCAAGUACAAAGGGAAUAAGAAGCAGUUCUUAUUUAAUAAGGACGUCUAUGAUAAUUUGGAUGCUGCUGCAGAACUCAUAGAACAGGGAGAACAAGGAAAAUCUCUAGAGCUGAUAGAUGAUAUCAAAAAGAAAGUUUGUAAACGCAACAAACUUAUCAAAAUUGCUGACAAAAGUUCUGGCGGUUGGGAAACGGUGCGCGAGUAUGAGUCUGACGAGUUGGCCAGUGACAGCGAGGACGAGAAGAGGCUACGACGCGCUGAAAGUCGUGCGCUCUCUAAACAAAAAGCGAGGAAAAGAACGUUACCAGUGUCUACGCCGAGUAACCCAUACGUUUUUGGGGGUUAUACUCCUACUUCUUCUUUUGGUGCUCAAACCAAGGUCAGGCCUUUUCGUUCCUUUCGACAAGCAGGACGGUCCAGUCAGUGUUUCGCAUGUGGCGGAUGGGGACACUUCCGGGCUGAAUGUCCCAAGGUCAACGGAAGUCAAUUACCCUACCAGCGGUUUUUCUCAGGCUUCAGCGGAUCUCAGCCAGGUUCACAAUCGGCAGCUCCCAAAAACUGGUUCAAGCCUCAAGACUCAGACACAGUCCAAAAUUCAAAAUGUUAA
This is a messenger RNA of Ruditapes philippinarum (Manila clam), 872 nucleotides long. RefSeq lists its product as uncharacterized. NCBI's taxonomy places the organism in Eukaryota, Metazoa, Mollusca, Bivalvia, Venerida, Veneridae. Gene Ontology annotation, molecular function: zinc ion binding; nucleic acid binding. The transcript has a single exon. The coding region runs from base 48 to 872 and encodes 274 amino acids. The record is from RefSeq and is a predicted model, not a curated record.